This is a messenger RNA of Microstroma glucosiphilum, 798 nucleotides long. RefSeq lists its product as hypothetical. Lineage: Eukaryota; Fungi; Basidiomycota; Exobasidiomycetes; Microstromatales; Microstromataceae. Bases 72 to 665 code for a protein of 197 amino acids. The record is from RefSeq and is a predicted model, not a curated record. The transcript is spliced from 3 exons.
CAUGCUGCCACACUCCUCCUCUUCACGUAUAUCCUUCAUACCCUCGAUAGUCUUACCCGCAUCGUUUGACGAUGGACCAGCUCGACUCUCACCAAGGCCAGCCGCGGCAAUUGGACGAUGGUUUGGCCGCCCUCUUUCAAGGCAGCCACCCUUCUUCUUCCUCCUCCUCGGUCUCCUCUUCCCACGGCUUACUCCUAUCUCUUUCCCAGACCCUCCACGGCCUGCAGGCACAUCCAUCCGUGAGCGUCCCUCAGCUGCAAGAAGAGAUCCUGCCCUUGCUAGCUCUUCCCGCACCAGACGGGGUCUCUGCGCUGCUGCUGAUAUGGAAGGGCGCCUUCGAAGGCAAAGCUUCUGAGCCCACUGGCUAUACUUCCAACGAGGAGGUACGGAUCAAUGUACAGGUCGCACUUGCAUCUGCAAGACUCCUUAGAAAUGUCGUAGGCUUGGUAGCAGCUUGGCCUUUGUAUCUGAUCCUGAGCUCCAACCUCUGCUACGGUCACUCGUGCAGCUUCUGUCCAACCUGGUCACCCUCAACAAGCCUCUCCAGAAAUCUCUGUUCUACAAGCUGCGCCUCAUUCCAUCAGCCUCUUCAUCAUCAUCCUCGUCUGUGGAACGGAUCACCGUCCUGCAAAAUCUCCUUUCCUCUCCCGAUACAGGCACGGUAGAGGCGGUACAGAUCCUACUUCUCAAUUGCAUCAAGACAUCAGCUACAAAUUCCUCUGGACUCGCUGUCAGCCCCGGUGGUCGGAAACUGCUGGGACAAUUACUGGGUCUUUUCGAGGCGGCUGUUGCUGAAGA